UCGCUCGGUUACACGAGGAAUUGUGAUCCUUGCGGGCCACCGUCCCGGAAGUAGGAUUUGGAGGAGGAAAGUACUGGGCCUGCUAGGGAUGAGUAAAUUCCUCCAGGUUCUGGGUGGGGAUUCUUAGAACUUUUUGUGCUCUGUAUGGAGCGGAGAGACUCAGAGGAUUUAGUCACCGCACUCACAGGAACUAGCUUCCCUGCUGAGCGGGCUAGCAGGUGGCGGAGGAGGAGCCUCUGAGGAAGCCAGUCUGCCUGUUCCGCGGCCGCGGUUUCUUCCGAGAUGAACUGACGCUUUUGUGGCUUACCAUGGCCCAGCGGGCAGUGUGGCUGAUAAGCCACCAACCGAGAACUGCACUUUGUGGCACCGUGAGAUUCUCAAGACGUUAUCCAACUGUUGAAAAACGAGCCAGAGUCUUCAAUGGAACAAGUUAUGUAUCUAUUCCGGAGGAUGGUCCAUUUCUUAAAGCAUUACUCUUUGAACUUAGAUUAUUGGAUGAUGAUAAAGGCUUCGUGGAGAUUCGUGACAGCUGUUCGCACAUCAAUAAAACGUCAAUCUAUGGACUCCCCAUAGGAGGUGAAGAACUCUGGCCAGUUGUUGCUUUUCUGAAGAACGGCAUGAUAUAUGCUUGUGUGCCACUAGUAGAACAAAUUCUCUCUCCUCGUCCACCAUUAAUUAGCAUUAGUGGAAUUUCACAAGGUUUUGAACUUCUUUUUGGGAUACAGGAUUUUCUUUACUCAGGUCAAAAAAGUGACACUGAGCUAAAUACAAAAUUGAGCCUACUGCCUGACUUGCUUCUACAGGCUUGUCCAUUUGGUACUUUAUUAGAUGCCAACUUACAGAAUUCAUUGGAUAAUAUUCAUUUCACUUCAGUGCCUCAGCCACAGAAACAGCCAGCCUGGAAAGCUGGAACAUACAAAGGAAAACCACAAGUUUCUAUUUCUAUCACUGAAAAGGUAAAAUCCAUGCAAUAUGACAAACAGGAUAUAGCAGAUACGUGGCAAGUUGUUGGAACAGUCACUUGCAAGUGUGAUCUGGAAGGAAUCAUGCCAAAUGUUACUAUCAGCUUGAGUCUUCCCACCAAUGGAUCACCACUUCAAGAUGUUCUAGUUCAUCCUUGUGUGACUUCUCUCGACUCGGCCAUUCUGACUUCUAGUAGCACUGAUACAAUGGAUGAUUCUGCAUUCAGUGGGCCUUACAAAUUCCCAUUCACUCCGCCUUUAGAGUCGUUCAACUUGUGCUACUACACUUCCCAGGUCCCUGUCCCUCCAAUUUUGGGUUUUUAUCAAGUGAAAGAAGAAGAAACACACCUAAGAAUAACAGUUAAUUUAAAACUUCAUGAAAGUGUGAAAAAUAAUUUUGAAUUCUGUGAAGCACAUAUACCUUUUUACAAUAGAGGUCCAAUUACGCAUUUGGAAUACAAAGUUAGUUUUGGCCAGCUUGAAGUAUUUCGAGAAAAAGGCUUGCUGAUCUGGACUAUUGGCCAAAAGUUCCCCAAAUCAAUGGAAAUUAAUCUUUCUGGAACUGUAGCAUUUGGAAGGAAGAGCCAUGAGAAGCAGCCAUUUGACCCGGUUUGUAUUAGAGGCACAGCGUAUGUAAAGCUUCAUUUUAAGAUCUUAGAUUAUACACUCACUGGAUGUUAUGCGGAUCAACAUUCAGUUCAAGUUUUUGCAUCAGGAAAACCAAAAAUAAGUGCAUACCGGAAACUAAUUUCUUCUGAUUAUUAUAUCUGGAAUUCUAAAGCCUCUGCUCCAAUAAUAUAUGGAUGAUCAUUACUAUAAUUUUCUCAUGUUUAAAUGAGAUUUAUGUAAUAGCUUAAAUGAAAUCACAGUUUUAUAUUUUUAAAAGUAUGGAUGCUUAUUUAUAACCUACAAGUGAAAAAUCAUUGAAUGAUUUAAU
Otolemur garnettii (small-eared galago) is the source of this 1899-nucleotide messenger RNA. It is a transcript of the gene AP5M1, whose product is annotated as adaptor related protein complex 5 mu 1 subunit. Bases 309 to 1769 code for a protein of 486 amino acids. Gene Ontology annotation, biological process: endosomal transport. NCBI's taxonomy places the organism in Eukaryota, Metazoa, Chordata, Mammalia, Primates, Galagidae. The record is from RefSeq and is a predicted model, not a curated record. Gene Ontology annotation, cellular component: AP-type membrane coat adaptor complex; lysosome; late endosome. The transcript is spliced from 8 exons.